UGCGCUCAGCUCCACUUUCAUCUCUGAGGUCACUGGUAUCAGAGGGAAGAGGGACUCUGGAAAAUGAGCAUUGUUUUGAGUCGUUUGGAUAACUGUUCGCCUAAGUUUUUAAAGUGAGAAAUGGAAACGAUGCCUGUUACAAGAUAAAUACCUCUUAGGUUCCACACGGUGCCUCUGAUCUUACAGCUCCUCUGUCUGUCUCCAGUACCUUUGAAGUAGGUGCAAAUGCCAAACACUUAGACAAAUCUACUUCUCCUUACAAGAGGGUGCAAAAACCAAGUUGCCAUGGGAAACCAGUUGACAGAGAUUGCCCCAAAUACAACGUUCCUGCCUAACUUCCAGUCCAUCCACGUUGUGGUCAUUGGUUUGGACUCCGCAGGCAAAACCUCGCUUCUCUACAGACUGAAGCUGAAGGAAUUUGUUGAAACUAUCCCAACCAAGGGAUUUAACACUGAGAAGAUUAAAGUUCCUGUGGGAAAUGGCCGUGCCAUUACCUUCCAGGUGUGGGACGUGGGCGGACAGGAGAAGCUUCGGCCUUUGUGGAAGUCCUACACGCGGCGGACGGACGGCAUGGUCUUCGUAGUAGAUUCCACGGAGGUGGAGCGCAUGGAGGAGGCUAAGGUGGAGCUGCACAAGAUCACACGCACGUCAGAGAACCAGGGAGUGCCGGUGCUGGUGUUGGCUAACAAACAGGACCUUCCAGUCGCGCUGCCUGUUUCUGACGUGGAGAAGGUUUUGGCUGUACAUGAACUGAGUGCCUCCACCCUGCACCAUGUGCAAGGAUGCAGUGCGGUCGACGGGCAGGGGUUAGAACCGAGUUUGGAAAAACUGUAUGAAAUGAUCCUCAAACGAAAGAAAAUGGUGAGGCACAGCAAGAAAAAAAGAUGAGCUGAACGGGACGGCAUAUUUGCGAAGCUCCUCGGUUGUAGGAUUUUGCAUCGAAUCCCUGAAUGAAGGAAAUGCUCCAGAUGGCCCAGUGGUCCGGAGAAAACAGAUUUGACCUUUAUGUGUCACACAGUAUUGAACUGCUUUCUUCCAUGCCUAGUAAUUGCUGUGCAGCUCCCCUUUGUAAUCAAGGAAAAUGUGAUGGCAGGGACAGGCUGUAGUUUCAGCAGAAUAUAAGCCUACGUCCUUGCCUUUCUUCUUUUUUUUUCAAGCAAGAAAGAGACUAAAUUAUAGCUUGGCAACAUUUUCAGCAGACUUCAGACAUCAUUUUUUUCAACAAACUUUAAGUUGAUUGCCAGUGCCGAUAUAAUAAAAGGCCAUAUAAAUGUUCACGCUAUGCUAGUUGUGAAACUGAAGUCUUAAGCGAAUCACUGAGAUUCACUCUUCACAGAUCUACAUUCUACUUUUGUUUUUACAUGCUGUAAAUAGUUUUUGUAAAGCUGUAGAAGUAAUAAAUUAUAGACUGCUUUGACACAGUCAGUGUUUCAGAAGCCAUAUCUUUUAUACCUGAGGCUGAAUGGUAUUUGCUAAUAUGAUAUUAAUAUUAAUGAUAAUUUAUUUGAUGUUACCUGAUCCUGCUCUGUAUGUGCUGUUAGCCUUGAAAACAUAAAAUCACACUAAUAUAUAUGAAAUAAGGUUUUCAUUCGCUGUGAUGGAACAGAAAACAGCCCCUAUUAAACUAUUAAUAGAGCAGGCGCUCAUGAUGAUGUCAUCUGUGUUCAGGGAGAGCAUCCCACAGGAAAUGCAUUGAUGCUGAAAGAACAUUGUUUGAUGUAACUUUGGUGUUAUAGCCCAGUUCGGAAGCCGAGUUUAGAAAUGGGCGGAAGCAACAUUAUAUCACAUCUGCUGACAAAAUAUACAAGAUUUAUUAAACAACCAAAGUAAGAUGUAUGUAAAUAGAGUCGAAGGCACACAAAACACAUCAUUUAUAAUGCUGCAGGUGCAAAUCUAGUAUUCUUUUGGGGUUUGCAUUGUUUUAAGAGAGCAAAUGGUUUUUGAAUGUCCCGACCCCCACUAUUGCACAAACAGACAAAUCUAUUUACUUUGCUAUCAACUUCCCAGUGAAGCAGCUGCUUUGCUCUGAUUGGAUUAAUUGGUGCUCUGGGUUUAUUGCUUGGAGGAGACUGAGACAGGGGCUGAUUUAUGAGAUCACCGAAUGUGGUAACUUAAUAAGUCCUCUAGGCCUCUGACAGGAUGAUAUGCAACUUGCCAUUUUGAUAACUCGUUUAGGAAUAAAAUAUUUGUUAUACUAUA
Molecule: messenger RNA, 2199 nt
Organism: Carassius auratus (goldfish)
Lineage: Eukaryota; Metazoa; Chordata; Actinopteri; Cypriniformes; Cyprinidae
Product: ADP-ribosylation factor-like protein 4D
Exons: 2
Coding region: 286-888 (200 amino acids)
Molecular function (GO): GTP binding; GTPase activity
Source: RefSeq, a predicted model, not a curated record